AUGCGCCGCUCGCCGUCCGGGGCGACGUUGCUCGAUUUCGACGGCGCCGCCAUCGACAAAACUCGGAAAUCUUUGAAUACUACUGCCACGACUGAGAAACACGCGACGAAAGCGUCUGAAUCGUCGUCCUCUCCGGCGCAUACCGAUGGGGAAAAACGUCCUCCGUCGUCGUCGGCAUUAAAACCUUCGACGACUCGCGUUACGAAUAACGCUGCUUCUACGACUCAGAAUGCGACGACGACCGCGAAUACUACAAACGUUGGACAACAGCAACAACAACAAGCGGCACCGUCGAUAUCGCUCCCUCGACAGCGAGGGGACGCGGUGAAACAUUUCGCGUUGGAUUUAGGCGGGAGUUUGAUUAAGCUGGUGUAUUUUAGCGCGAACAGCGAUACCAACGCGAUGAAUGGAGAGGAUGGAAGUCAGCAACAGACGAAAGAAGCGUCCUCUAAAACGACGACGGCGACGCUCGGAGGCCGAUUACACUUCCGCCGAUUCCCGUCGUCCAGUUUAAAGGAGUGUUUGGAUUUCAUCGAGCGGAAGAAGUUACACUACAGCGGCGGCUUCGGGCAACACAAAUCGGAAAUCAAAGCGACUGGUGGCGGGUCGUUCAAGCAUCAGCGGACGUUUCGAGACGCGCUCGGGAUCGAGUUGCAAAAGGAGGACGAGAUGGCGUGUGCGGUGAGAGGGGCGAAUUUUUUGUUGAAGACGAUUCGGGACGAGGCGUUUACGUUUGAGAACGAUACGAAGACGUUUGUGGAUACGAAUUUUAACGUCAACAAUUUUAACUCGACGGCGACGACGACAGGUGGUGCGAGUGGUAGUAUUAGUGGUAGUAUUAGUGGUGGUGGUGGCAUCGGCGGCGGCGGCGUGGAAAGUCAUAGUUAUAGCGCUAGUAGUAGUAAUAGUAGUAGCAACAAUUUGUUCCCGUAUUUGCUCGUGAAUAUCGGCUCUGGGGUGUCGAUUAUUAAAGUCACCGAGACUGGACACGAACGGAUAUCCGGGUCGAACAUUGGCGGUGGGACCUUUUGGGGUUUGUGUCGUUUGUUAACCGGGAUGAGAGAUUACGACGAGAUGUUAAAGUGUUCGCAAAACGCGGAUUCUGCGCGAGUGGAUAUGCUCGUCGGGGAUAUCUACGGUCGAGAUUACGCUAAAGUUGGUCUAUCCUCCGACGUUAUCGCGAGUUCGUUUGGUAGAGUCGUCAUGGAGGAAGGUGAUUUGAGCGAUUAUAGCAAAGCGGAUAUUACUUUAUCUUUGCUCAGAAUGAUUUCGUAUAACAUCGCGCAUUUGGCGACGAUGAACGCUAAAGCGCACGGUUUGCAGAGAAUAUUUUUUGGCGGGUACUUUAUUCGUGGCCACGCGUACACGAUGAAUACGAUUUCUUUCGCGGUGAACUUUUGGAGUAAAGGCGAAACGAAAGCGAUGUUUUUAAGGCACGAAGGUUUUUUAGGCGCGCUCGGAGCGUUUUUGAGCGACACGACGGCAAAAGAAAAGCUCGGGGCGGCGGAAACGAGAGGAUCGUGGAUCGAGAAGUUUAUCAAGUACUCCACGAAAGCCGCGAGCGAAGAGAACAACAACGGUAAGAGUGGAGGAGGUAAAUCGUCAUCGCCGCCACUGUCGAGUCUACGAAGAUCGAACAGUUACACGUCGUCGGGCGAGAACGUUUUAGCCGUUGCAACGGCUGCUUUACACAUAGAAACGGAUGGAAGCGGCGCUGACUCUAACGCACGCGCGUACUCUUUAGACGGCGGCGGCGCGCCGAGAGAUUCACUUUCAGGUUUAGCGAGAGAACAACCCGCGCCGAGACACAAUAGUUUCUCGCAUCAAAGUCGACAUCGACGUGGAUAUUCGAAUUUAUCGAGCCACUUGGGCGUGCGUGCGCCGCCGAACGACUUUGACGUUGGCGUUUUGCACUACGCGCCGUUGUUAGAACCGUACCCGUUGUUACAAAACCCGGAAUCGUACGUGCCGGAUACGUUUGAUUUGCAAGCAAAAACGACAAUCAGCGCCGAAGAUCGCGAGUACUGGCUGAUGGUGUUGAAAUCGCUCACCGCGGGCGUCGCGGAACGCGCGAGAGAUUCAGAACUCGAAAACCACGACGAAGAAGAGCACGAAAAAUCGAGCGCGCGCGCUUCGUUGGACGAGCACCACGCGUUCGUGAACUACGACGCGUACGAUUUCGAGUCCAACAACAACUACCGCAAGAAAACGCCCUCGGAACGCGCGGAACAGUUUCGAAACGCGUACGAUUCGUUGCUCGACCGGUUGCUCAAAGACCCGUUUGGAUGCGGCAAAAUCUCUCUUUCCUCUUUGUUCGAAGCGAGAGAAGAGUGUUUACGAGACUGUGGGUUUGCCGACGCUUACGCGGACGUAAAACAACGUGAAAACGAUGCCGCUUUAGUCGUUUUACCCGAACUCCUCGAAGAGCUCGAGCAAAUGGAAGAUGAAAGUCAACGCUUGAUUCAAAUUGUCGAAGGCGUACUCGCCGGAAACGUCUUCGAUUGGGGGUCGCAAGCGUGCGUAGAUUUGUACAACAACGGCACCAUCCUCGACAUUUACAAAGCGGCGAGAAAAAACGCGACGCGGUUGUCAUGGAAAAUUGACGGUUUCGAAGAGUUUGCAAAGAAGUUAUCCUCAAACGACGGCUACAAGAAAGCGCACAUCUUUGUCGACAACAGCGGCGCGGAUAUCGUCCUCGGCGUCCUUCCGUUUGUCGUCGAACUCUUACGACGAGGCACGGAAGUCGUUCUCGUCGCGAACGCCUUACCCGCGCUCAACGACGUCACCGCGGACGAAUUAUCCUCCUUGCUUGAUCGCGCCGCGGAAACGUGCGGUGGCAUACUCAAAUCCGCGUUAUACUUUGACGAAGAUGAAAAAGAAGAAGCGCCGAGAGAAGAAGAACGCGCGACGGCAAAACUCUCCGUCGUUUCCUCUGGUAACGGCGGUCCUUGCAUCGACCUUCGCCGCGCCAGUCGCGAACUCAUCGAAGCUUCCGAAAACGUCGACCUCGUCGUCCUCGAAGGUAUGGGUCGAGCCGUGCACACGAAUUACAACGCCGAAUUCGUUUGCGACUCGCUCAAAUUAGCCAUGAUUAAAAACGCUCGCUUAGCCGAGCGCUUGUGUCGAGGCGAAAUGUUCGAUUGCGUCGUUCGCUUCGACGACCCAAAGAAGAAGAAGGAAAUAAAGUAUAUGUAA
Molecule: messenger RNA, 3195 nt
Organism: Bathycoccus prasinos
Lineage: Eukaryota; Viridiplantae; Chlorophyta; Mamiellophyceae; Mamiellales; Bathycoccaceae
Exons: 1
Coding region: 1-3195 (1064 amino acids)
Biological process (GO): coenzyme A biosynthetic process
Cellular component (GO): cytosol; nucleus
Molecular function (GO): ATP binding; pantothenate kinase activity
Source: RefSeq, a predicted model, not a curated record